Molecule: messenger RNA, 1936 nt
Organism: Centropristis striata (black sea bass)
Lineage: Eukaryota; Metazoa; Chordata; Actinopteri; Perciformes; Serranidae
Gene: abhd8b
Product: abhydrolase domain containing 8b
Exons: 5
Coding region: 473-1936 (487 amino acids)
Molecular function (GO): catalytic activity
Source: RefSeq, a predicted model, not a curated record
UUAGGCCACUGUUUACACCACUGGUAACAGCACUUUAUAUUUACUUUAUAUUUGUAGAGAGAGUUGUUGUGUUGGUUGUGUCGCGUCACGCAGCAGCAGGGGGCAGCUCUCCACAUCCACACACUGAACCAGGAGCUGCUUCAGUCGCACCGACAGCUGAUGGAUUAAAAACACCGUGACAUCCAGAAGUGUCUUUGAACAGCGAUAUCUCAACAUAGAAGUGGAGAUGUGGAACCUGCAGAUAUUGAGGAUGUACCUGUGAAGCCCACACAGAGAGCUAUGCUGCCUGUCAGUAGGCUAAUACUGAGCGCCAUGUGGAGGCUACCUACGGGACAACAGAAUCCAGAUAAAUUAGAUAAUUGGAUUGACUGCAACAGAUUAUAGCUCUCCUACUCUCGAUGCUUCAUAAGAAAACAACAUAAAUCUGAUCAUAUUUUACGCGGAGCUGUUGGAAAUAUAAAGACUGGCAGCCAUGCUGACCAGCUUUAUGGAGGGUCUUCUCUGCUGUUUGACCUCAAAGUCGGCCAACGUUGUGGUUCCUGUAGAAACCUCAGAACCGGCUGAUGGCUACGAGUUUGUGGAGGUGAAACCAGGCCGCGUCCUGCGGGUUCGACACAUCAUCCCUGACAGGCCGGUGGUGGAGGAGCCCACUGGGCCGGGUGGGAGCAUCAGCUGCAAACGGAAGAUCACAGUAUAUCGUAACGGACAGCUAUUCAUUGAGAACCUGGGUGACAGGGCGAGUGCGGAGCUGAAAAAUGGCCAGAAUGGAGAGACGGAACAAAACAGCACUGUGGAGGUUGAGCUGACCGACUGUGGGAACUCUUCGGCCCCCGUCAACAUCCCUGACGGCAGGUCGGACUCUAUCACAGCUGUAAAAGAUGGGACGGCUGAAACAGGAGCGGGAGAAGACACACCUGCUGCGGGACAGAAUGACCAGUCCCAACAACCCAGGAAGCGCAGGCGGAAGCCAAAGCGCUCUGUGGUGAUAGACUGUGAGAGGAAGAUAUCAGCCUGUAUAGGGACACAUGCAGACGUGGCCCUGUUCUUCAUCCAUGGAGUGGGAGGCUCACUGGAUAUCUGGGGCAGCCAGUUGGACUUCUUUUCCAGGCAGGGCUAUGAGGUCAUCGCUCCGGACCUGGCGGGUCAUGGGGCCAGCUCAGCACCACAGAUAGCGGCUGCAUACACUUUCUAUGCUCUGGCCGAGGACAUGAGGCUCAUCUUCAAGAGAUAUGCACGCAAGAGGAAUAUUCUCAUCGGACAUUCUUACGGUGUGUCGUUCUGUACCUUCCUGGCCCACGAGUUUCCGGAACAGGUCCACAAGAUGGUGAUGAUCAACGGAGGCGGUCCCACGGCUUUGGAGCCCAGCCUCUGCUCCAUCUUCAACCUGCCCACCUGUGUGCUUCACUGCCUCUCCCCGCUUCUCGCCUGGAGCUUUCUCAAGGCUGGCUUUGCCCGGCAGGGUGCCAAAGAGAAGCAGCUGCUGAAAGACAACAAUGCCUUCAACGUGUCGUCCUUUGUGCUACGCGCCAUGAUGAGUGGGCAGUACUGGCCUGAGGGGGACGAGGUCUACCAUGCUGAACUCACAGUGCCUGUCCUGCUGGUUCACGGCAUGCAUGACAAGUUUGUCCCCGUCGAAGAAGACCAGCGUAUGGCGGAGAUUCUCCUAAUGGGCUUCCUGAAGGUCUUGGAGGACGGCAGUCACAUGAUCAUGAUGGAGUGUCCCGAGGCUGUCAACACACUCCUGCAUGAGUUUCUCCUCUGGGAGCCGGCCACCCCUCCACCGCCAAAGAAGGAGUCCAAAACGCGUCCAGAAACUGCCAAAGCCUCAUCGGACAACAACAAGGCUACAUGUGACCCUUCCAAGGUCCGACCUGCAACUGCCAGGCAGACCUCAGCAAACAAGGAGGAGAAGCCAGAUGGCAAGGCCAAGCAAUGA